Molecule: messenger RNA, 3216 nt
Organism: Trichoderma breve
Lineage: Eukaryota; Fungi; Ascomycota; Sordariomycetes; Hypocreales; Hypocreaceae
Product: e1-E2 ATPase domain-containing protein
Exons: 4
Coding region: 1-3216 (1071 amino acids)
Biological process (GO): calcium ion transmembrane transport; intracellular calcium ion homeostasis
Cellular component (GO): intracellular membrane-bounded organelle; membrane
Molecular function (GO): ATP binding; ATP hydrolysis activity; P-type calcium transporter activity
Source: RefSeq, a predicted model, not a curated record
AUGCUAAACGUACUUCAAAUGACAAAUGACUCACAGAGCUCGUCGAGGACCGUUGACGACAACACAAGGUCCAAGGGCGAACGCUUACACGACAAAUCCAGGUCUUUAGAAGGCAUUCAGCAGCCUGAAGACUCUAUUCUUCGACCAAACCCAGGAGAAGAACACCUAUUCGAUGUUGAAAACAAUCCAUUUGCUUUCUCCCCAGGUCAAUUGGGCAAGCUUAUAAAUCCAAAAAGUGUUGCCGCUUUUGUCGCUUUAGGGGGACUUUUUGGGCUAGAAAAAGGUCUGUGGACCAAUUGUCGUGCUGGCCUUGAAAGCGAACAAGCUAGGAACCAUCCCUUGGUUUACUCCAACGAUAAACCAAGCAGUAGCUUCGCUGAUAGGAAACGAGUCUUUGGCGAAAAUCGGUUGCCAGAACGAAAAUCGAAAUCAAUUCUCCAGCUGGCGUGGAUUGCUUUGCAUGACCAUGUACUCAUACUGCUCAGCGUUGCAGCUAUUGUCUCGCUUGCCCUUGGAUUAUACCAGACAUUUGGGCAAACGGAACAUGAAGGUGCUAAGGUUGAAUGGGUUGAAGGCGUGGCGAUCAUUGUUGCAAUCGCAAUCGUUGUCAUUGUGGGCGCGCUGAAUGACUGGCAGAAAGAACGCCAAUUCCGAAAACUUAACAUGAAGAAAGAGGAUCGCUUCGUUAAAGUCAUCCGUUCAGGCAGCCCUAUGGCCGUGUCUGUUUAUGAUGUAGUUGUGGGCGAUAUUAUGCUUCUGGAACCAGGCGAUAUUAUUCCAGUUGAUGGAGUCUUUGUCCAAGGCCAUGGUCUGAGUUGUGAUGAGUCUUCAGUCACAGGGGAGUCUAAUUUAGCCAAAAAGGUCCCAGCGGACGAUGUACAGCAGGCACUUCUCAACGAAGAAGGAUCAGAACUGAAAAGGCUGGAUCCAUUUAUCAUCUCUGGGGCGAGAGUCUUGGACGGUGUAGGAUCUUUCCUCGUCACUUCCGUUGGGCAGAACUCAAGUCACGGUCGGACCAUGAUGUCACUAUCGGAGGAUCCUGGGCCUACGCCCCUGCAACAAAAACUGAAUGUUCUGGCUGGUUACAUCGCAAAACUUGGAGGCGGGGCGGGGUGCUUGUUGUUCACCGUCCUUUUUAUCGAGUUUCUGAUCAGACUGCCCGGAAACGAUGGGUCUCCAGAAGAGAAAGCACAAGACUUUCUACAUAUUCUUGUCAUGGCCAUCACCAUCAUUGUCGUGGCUGUCCCUGAAGGACUCCCACUGGCGGUGACACUGUCGCUGGCGUUCGCUACCAAGCGCAUGACAAGAGAAAAUAAUCUCGUUCGCCACCUUCAAUCAUGCGAAACAAUGGGAAAUGCCACCGUAAUCUGCUCAGAUAAAACAGGCACCCUCACAGAAAACGCUAUGACUGUGGUCACCGGUGCACUAGGCCGCGAGCCACUGCUAUUUGGUGAUAAGAAUCAACAACUUGGACUUGAUGAUAGUGCGCUUCACCAAUUGUCUUCAAAGCUCUGUACGGAGGUUCAAAAUCUACUAAAGACCGCUCUUGCAGUAAACACUACUGCUUUUGAGAGUGAAGAGAACGGCAGGAUGGUAUUUGUGGGAACUAAAACAGAGACAGCCCUCCUUGAUUGGGUUCGUCGAUAUUUUGGACUUGGUCCAGCCUCUUUGGAACGUGCCAACAGCUCUCUAGAGCAGCUGUUCCCAUUUAAAUCAGAGCACAAAUGCAUGGGAGCAGUAAUCAAGCUGUCUCAAUCGGAUAUUUGCAAAGGCGAAGCAAAGUAUCGAUUAUUUGUGAAGGGAGCUCCGGAAGUUGUCUUAGCAGAAUGCAGCACCUCACUGUUUGAAGUAUCGAAAUGUAUAUCACAGGUACCGAUGUCGGAAUACCAGAAAGAUACUAUCAGACAUAUCAUAUAUGGCUUUACGACGCAAUCAUUACGAACUUUGGCUCUUUCAUAUGUCGACUUCCAGGAGUGGCCCCCGCAUUGGCUCCAAGCAGACGACAGCUCAACGGGUUCUAACGAUAUUGAGCUUCCCGAUCUUCUUCAAGAUAUGACGUGGGUUGGCGUUGUGGGGAUUCGAGAUCCUGUUAGACAAGGAGUCCCUGCUGCGGUCGAAGCUUGCCGAAGAGCAUCAGUGUCAGUCAAGAUGGUGACCGGUGACAAUAUUGAGACAGCAAGAGCAGUCGGGAGAGAAUGUGGCAUAUUGAAAACUUCAUCUGGAGAAGAAGGCUUGGUGAUGGAAGGACAAGACUUUCGCCGACUACCUGAUAAAGAAAAAGAAGAGGUUGCCAAAGAUAUCUGUGUUUUGGCCAGGUCCAGCCCGGAAGAUAAACGCAUCCUCGUCAAAACUCUACAGAGCCUCGGUGAGAUUGUCGCAGUGACAGGGGAUGGUACGAAUGAUGCGCCGGCUCUGAAGGCCGCUGAUGUGGGCUUUUCCAUGGGCUUAUCUGGAACAGAAGUCGCUAAAGAGGCAUCUGAUAUUAUCUUGAUGGAUGAUAACUUUACGUCUAUUGUUAAGGCACUUGGUUGGGGGCGGGCCGUUAACGACUCCGUGAAGAAAUUUUUGCAGUUCCAACUCACUGUCAACAUCACAGCAGUUAUCAUAACAUUUGUUACGGCUGUAUCCGAUAACAACGAAACUGCAGUGCUCAACGCAGUACAACUGCUGUGGGUUAAUCUCAUUAUGGACACAUUUGCGGCGCUUGCACUUGCGACAGAUCCACCAACAGGAAGCGUACUUCAACGUAAACCAGAGCCGCGGACAGCUUCUCUUAUUAGCUUCAUCAUGUGGAAGAUGAUCAUCGGCCAAUCCAUCUACCAGCUGAUUGUUUGCUUCGUACUAUGGUUUGCCGGAUCUGGCCUCGGUUACCCAGAGUCCCAGUUAAGAACUCUUAUUUUCAACGUGUUUGUUUUAAUGCAAAUCUUCAAGCUCAUAAACAGCCGUCGCAUCGAUAACAAGCUGAACAUCUUCGAGGGUUUGCACCACAAUUGGCUGUUCAUGGUGAUGAUGUCGAUUAUGGUCGGUGGGCAAUUAAUUAUUAUUUAUGUUGGUGGUGAGGCGUUUGUCGUCGUCCGGCUCACUGGUGAGCAAUGGGCCAUCUCUAUUGGCUUAGGUGUUGGCUCAAUUCCCGUGGGUAUUCUCAUUCGCUUACUUCCCGAUGAAGCCUUACGAAAGUGUUGUUAUAAGAUUAUUAAAAUAAUUAGGCGCAAGUAG